CGGCGCGUCGCUCAGUCGCCAGAGAGCGCUUCGCACGUGCGUUACGUUCUUUCGCGCUCUCCGAAGUAAAAUUUUUUUUUUCUUCUCAUUGCUCGCCCCACUACCAAAACCACUGCGCACUCGACAAUUAUUUAAAAUAAAAUUAUCACUAACCCAGUGUAACGGCCGAUGGAGACAGACGUAUGAGUGAACGAAGUGAAGUGUUUAAGUGGUACAUUCGAUAUUUGGGAUUUAUCGUGUGAUCUGUCGUUUAGGCGGGAAGAGGAAUUAUUUGACGAGUGGCGUCUGCUCAGUGACGAAUCACGUGCUCUGGGUGUUGGGGACGUGCAAUAAUCCGUUUGGAUAAUUGAACGGUUGAGUGGAUUAAUGGUUGAAUCGGUGCUGUGAGUUCAUUAUAUUUUUUUGAUUAUUUUUUUUUUAUCUUUUUUUGGUGCGGAUUGUUAAUUAUUGGACGGGGAUUUUUCACUCCCGCUACCAGCGUCUACCAUUCGAAUACCACGUAACCAACUCAUUCCUCCUCUGGAGCACGCAAGUGCGUGCAACGUUGCCGGAUUGGAUAUCGAGAAAGCCCCGCCGUUUUACGAACUCUGGGGGAACUCUCGUUAUUACGGUGUUGCCAGGAGAGAGAAAGAGACAUAAAGAAAAAAAGAUAGAACCUCGGAGAGUGGGAGUUGAUGCUGUUGUGUUGGUGAGGGAGAGAGAGAAUUUGAGGGACUUUUGACCCAGUGAUACUAGAUUCCAAGUAACUCCGGAGUUUUACUAUUAAAAAAUUCAACCUCAGUAAAAAAAAAAACUCGACUAUUCAGAUAAAUGGAGAGUUAACCUCUUCCGCAUCGUGUUUCAUCGUCUGAAAAGGCGUAUUUGCUGCGUUGCCAAGGAGAAAAAAAAAAAAAAAUUGAGAGACCUAGUGAAUUGGAAUAGUUGAUACAUGUUGGAGUGACUCCAUUACAGAUUCCAGGAAAGAUAUCUCAUUGUGGGGUUAGGGAGAAAUAAAAAUAGUUAACGAUUGACCGAUGAAGUCGGUUGCGGUGAAUUGUUGGUGAAGUGUCUGGGGGUUGGAGAUUUAUUAAUUGGCGGAAUUAUUGUUGGUGCAGUUGUGAAAUAUGAGCGCUAGAGUGAUGAAUCCUGGGACGAUGAGUGAGAUGAGGAAUUUAGGUGGUGGAAAAAGGGCUACUCCUAAUAGGGAUGCGUUGGCUAGAGUCCGACGGGAUUUGUUUGGACCGGUGGAUCAUGCAGCGGCGCGGGCGCUUGCUGAGAGAGAAUUGAAGGAACAAUCCGUUAUGGAUGCUAAGAGAUGGGGUUUUGAUUUUCGUUUGGAGAUGCCAACUGACAACUCGAGGUACGAUUGGCAGGUGAUUGAGCCACAGGAAGGGGUACAGGAGUCUUAUGCGCUGAGGGGUAUGCCGUACUUGAGGAGAAGUACAGAGUCAUCGCCUAGGAAAAAUGAUAGUCCCGGGUGGAAGAGACGAGCUAGUGUUUCACCCAUGGCUACUGAUGGACCCUUUCAGAGCACCUCGGAGAAAACUCCACCUCAGGUGUCCAGGGUACCUGGCAUUGGUGAAGAUCCUGAGGAAUUGCCCAAGGAGAAUAACAGGAAGGAGAGGGUCAAUGUUGAACCAACUACUCCGGUCUUACCCGUCGCUGCGAGGAAACAGAGCAGUAUCACAGACUUCAUGAAGAGUCGCAAACGUACGCUGAUCGGUACAAAGAAGAUAAUUGUGGAGCCACCGGAGAAAAUUGCCCGCAAUGCGGGUCAAAUACGCAGCUAAACCGAUCAUCCCGUUGUUUUUUACGUAUCCUAUUUUACUUACUCCUCAUUGUCAUCCACAUCGGCCUCAAGAAAUUUUUCUAAUUUUAAAUCUUAAAUAAGUUCUUCACCCGCGUGAAUUCCUAUCCCUUAUUCUCUUCAUGAUAAACUGACUGAGGAAAGAAUGAAAAAAAAAAAUUGAAAAAAAUGAUUAUUCAGGUGGAGCUGUCAGUCUAGACCGAAAAUAUGGAAUAUUAGUGAAUGAUUGACAUCUCCACCGAGUCCUUUGGCUGUGCCAUUAUCUUCACGUAGAUUUAUCCGCCUGUGACGCGUCAUUCCCUCAAUUAUCAAUUAAUUUUUUUUCUGUCCUAUUGCGUAUUGGCAUUAUCUCGUGACUCACUGGCGCAAGUAACUGGUACAAGCGUGAGAAUAUUCUCAAAGUAAUCAGCUUUUCUGGUGGGUAAUUUGAUGAUACGUUAGACCCUCGACACGUCACAAUUAUUGUUUCCGACGAGUUAUUGUUGUGAAUUUGAAAAUGGCGAGUUCAUUGGAAAAUCUAUCUGAGAAAAGGAAAUUAGCAAUGAAGAAAAUAAUUAGGACUCAUUAUCGUUAGGCUUAGCGAGAUACUAGAUGAAAAUGACAUGUGUCGAAAUUUAUUGUAAUAUAUUUACACAUAUUUUUUUUUUUUAUUCGUUUACGUCGGUGUGCGCGAUUUGGUGAAUACAGAUUUAUCUAGGAAACGCUCAGCGUAAAGGCGCACACGUCAGUUUAGAUAAGUCUAGGUGUAAUUUAGGAUUAAGAACAGAGUAUAUGUUUUUUCUAGGGGCCUCUGUCGGCGUUUGAGGUGACAAUCGGUAGCAGAGAAAGAAUUUCCUGGGGUUGGAGAUGUUAAUGUUAAUGCGUUUUUUCAUGGAUUUUUUUCGGGAAUUUUCAGAUUGAAUUUUUAAUUCCGAGGACAUUUCUUUCGCUGGGUUUUAUUUGAUGGUUGGUGGAUGUGUAUUAUCCGUUGUUCCUGAUUUUUCUGUUUUUCUUGAGUCAAAUCAAUUUUUUCGACGAUUUUUUGAUGAUUUAGUACGUAAAUCCCUCGAUUUUUCGUCGAAAUAUCUUUCUACUUGUCUCUUGAUGAGAUUUAUCAUUGGAAUGAAUAUCUGGGAUCUUUUGAAAUCACACAAAAGAUAUUUUUUGGUCGUUAAAAAUUGUCAAGAUAAUUUUACUCCUCUUAGAACAAUGAAUUGAUCAUCGAGAGAAUUUUCCGAAUUUUUCCCCGGCUUUCAUCGCGAGUAUCUCGAAAAGGAAGUGAUUUACGGAAAAAUGUGUUGGAACAUUUUUUGCGGAGAAUUUAUCACUCCACAAAAAGUUCCUUCACCGUUAUUCUCUAGAUGCUGUAAUUUCGGAGAUAUCGACGAAAUAAGCCGGCUGGGAUUAUCGAUUUUCACGUACUACUUUACGUACUGUUGAAAUCAAGAAAAACAGUGAUUAAAUGAUAAAUAAAUCUUCGAAUAGUGGAAGGCUGGAGUGUUUGGGACUGGCCUAUCAAAGCCACGUUCCCAAUUCCGCGGAUGAUCCUUUCUUCAGCCCUAAACAAUCGAAGACAGUUCAAUAAAAAAAUAUCGUACUAACGAAUUGAUAGAAAUAAAUCGUCAAAGACAAAAAAAAAAAUAAACAAAUACCGAUGGGUCAUCACAGCGAUUUCCUACAGAGCCCCCAAAAACUAGCCCUUAUUCUACGUUACCCAAGAGUUUAAGCAUUGAUCUCCUGUACGAAUCCACUAAAGUACAGCCGAUGCCAAAUCACUACCCUCUUUUCUGCUUCUUCAAUUCAUUUAUCUUUCCUAAUUACACCUGUGAGACCAAGGAAUUUCUCCCAAUUCUCUUUCAGGAGAGAUUACUUAAGCGAACAACUAUAUUAAAGAUGUUUUCAUGAUUUAUUAUAAAGAUUGAGUGAAAAAAGUAAUAACGAAGAAUAAACGAAUUUAUAUUGACAACAGGAGAAUUAAUUUUGGCCAGAGUUUUGCCUAUCUUUAAUCCUUGGUCCUCACACUGAGAGAAACAUUUUUUUUUUUUUGUCAAGUGGUCGGUUAGUUCUGGGGAAUAUUUACGUUUCGAAUUUUGUUUUCCUCCCGCUGAAUUAUCUGAUGAUUACUUUGUUGAUUCAACAUUUUUCGACAAAUUCAUUUUGUAUGAAAAUUAAUUGAAUGAUAUUUCGAAUAGGAGGAAAAUAAUACAGGGAAUUAUUGAGUGUUGAAAUUGCAUGCGUUAAUUUGGAAUAUUUUUAUUUGAUAAAUUUCCAAGAUUUUUCAUAUCUCAUUAAUUACAGAGGGAAUUCCCCGAAAAUUAUAAUUGACUUUUGAGAGCUAAAUCUGGUCUUUAGGGCGAUAUAAUUCUCGUAAUUGAAAGCUAUGAGCAAUUCUCAGGUGACCGGAUAUUUGGCAAAAAAAAAUAUUUUUCUCAGUGCAAAAAUAUCUCGGAAUUAUCUCACAACUUCGGCUAUCCUUCGAGUUCUGCGUCAUUUCCUGUCCUUUGAACCUUUUCAUCCCCUUCCUCCCUUUCACUUUUUUCUACUUCAUUUCGAGAUUAUAGUCAAAAAAUACGACUAGUGGUUACAAGCUAUUUCUUCGAUUUAAAAAAAAACGUACAAACUGCUGAGGGAUAAUUGUUCUAUUAAAUUCAAUCCUCGAAAUUCAGGGGGAGAAAUCUAUUGAUCGUAUGAAUUUUUCCCUCGUGUUCCUCAAAUCGUGUUCGAUCAAAUUUUGUAAAAAUAAAAAUUAUAAUUACGCUGAGUCAGAGUUAAUCAUUGAGGGAUUUUUAUCUCUCGAAUCAACCAAAUUGGAAAGAAAUUGGAUUCGUUGAGCUUUUUUUUAUCGGUAUAGUAGUGCUUUUAUUUUUUUAAAAGUCGAAGGGUUUAAUUUCUUCACAAGCAAAUUUUUCAGUAGAGAAUAAGCAAAAAAUAUGGGAAGAAAAAGCCUAGAAAUACAAAAAAAAAAAUAAUGAAAACAAAUAAAUGUAACCCUGUGAUGUAUUAGUAUGAUCUCAGUAAACAUUAAAUUAGUGUGUAAUUUUUACGUGUAAAGUUACGAUUUGAAAGUAAUUAUGGUAAUGAGGUGGAGUGACAGAUGUGUGUGUGUGUGUGAUGAAUGGGUGGAGUAAUUGAUAAAA
Fopius arisanus is the source of this 4902-nucleotide messenger RNA. RefSeq names its product dacapo (gene dap). Gene Ontology annotation, biological process: regulation of cell cycle. Bases 1104 to 1769 code for a protein of 221 amino acids. The record is from RefSeq and is a predicted model, not a curated record. Gene Ontology annotation, molecular function: cyclin-dependent protein serine/threonine kinase inhibitor activity. Gene Ontology annotation, cellular component: nucleus. NCBI's taxonomy places the organism in Eukaryota, Metazoa, Arthropoda, Insecta, Hymenoptera, Braconidae. The transcript has 2 exons.